Acipenser ruthenus (sterlet) is the source of this 8239-nucleotide messenger RNA. It is a transcript of the gene lhx9, whose product is annotated as LIM homeobox 9. The transcript is spliced from 5 exons. Gene Ontology annotation, cellular component: nucleus. The record is from RefSeq and is a predicted model, not a curated record. Bases 4852 to 6042 code for a protein of 396 amino acids. Gene Ontology annotation, biological process: regulation of transcription by RNA polymerase II; neuron differentiation. Lineage: Eukaryota; Metazoa; Chordata; Actinopteri; Acipenseriformes; Acipenseridae. Gene Ontology annotation, molecular function: DNA-binding transcription factor activity, RNA polymerase II-specific; RNA polymerase II transcription regulatory region sequence-specific DNA binding.
CUUUUCUUUAUUGCGAUUUAAAAUGGCAAGGCUGUGCAUUAUACUUUAUAUUAUAGAAAUUAUAUUUUUAACAUUUAGUAUAUGCAUGUCGAAUUUCCUUAGCAAACUAAGAAAGCAUUGCUGCAGCAGAGUUGUCGGGGACAGCGGUUUCUUCUGAUGCGAAUUUGAUAACUGGCAGGUAUUGUUUGGAAAGCCAAUAGGGCAACGUACCUGUCCCGUAACGUCACAUCGUAAUCCGGAUUUUAAACGUGGUGUAUUGUGGAAUGUAGAUUGGUUAUCGGCGUAAAUUGUUACACAUCUUUAGAGUGGCAAGGGUUUGAAAUUAGAAGAAGCCUGGACAUAGACUGUUUUACAAUACAUUAAAUAAUUAAUAAUGCAGUAUUUUUUUUUGUAGUUAACAAAUAGUCGCCCAAAACAGAUCAUGGCGUUGUUGAUUACAGUUUUCCAUACCCGGGUAUUACUAGCAAUUGCAUUAUGUAGGUAGUAGGUUGGUGUGUUAAUUACAAUGUAUUUGCCCAGACAUAAACGGCACCCGAAUAUUAUAGCUAUUACAUCUUAAUAUUUUGUUUAUAUUUUUCAACAUGGAAAUACACAAUACUACACAACGCAAGUAUUUUACACGAGAAGCUAAUUAGUGCUAUGACAUUAAUUUAUUAUCAAGUUGAACAUGCUUUUGACAAAAGCAACUUAUUUUUUGUAUUAUUGCUAUUUUUACAUUUUUAAAAAUUUGCAAUAAGUGAAAAGUUGUAUCAUAAUUGCAGAACUGGCUUUUGCCAUUAAAAAAAAAUAAAAAAAAUACUUUGCAAACUAUAUAUAUGUAUAGUAUUACUAAAGGAUUAGAUAAAUGGGGCAUUCAGAAAAAGAAAAUAGGAGGCACUUUUUUACCCAGAGAAUUGCGAGGGUCUGGAACCAACUCCCCUGUAAUGUUGUUGAAGCUGACACCCUGAGAUCCUUCAAAAAGCUGCUUGAUGAGAUUCUGGGAUCAAUAAGCUACUAACAACCAAACGAGCAAGAUGGGCCGAAUGGCCUCCUCUCGUUUGUAAACUUUCUUAUGUUCUUAUGUUCCUAUGUACUGAUCUGUAGGCCUAUAAUUCGAUUUAUAAUUAUAUGCCAUGUUCAAAUCAGAAAGUAAUUUAAAACCAUGCAUGCUAUUCCACGUCUCUGAACAAUGUCAGUGUCUAAUUCGAUCGAGAGCGAUAGCCUAUAUAAGAAAAUAACUUUAAAAAAGAAAACAUUGGUAUCAAAUUAGUAUCAAAUACAUUAUACAUAAUGUACAGUAAAAAAAAAAACGUUUUAACAACUAGUCAACCUUUUGAUUGUAGGCCUAUACAUUGUUUAGUUAUAUUUGUGUGCAUGGCAUGUCAUUGCACAAGGGAUCUUGCGUAAAUCCUUCACGCUGUAAUAGCUUUCACUUCUUAGCCCGUGGUCAAGACUUAUGAGGUUUACCAGGCAAAUCUCAUGCAAAUAAUUUAUUUAAGACCAUACAGGUUAAGAAGAGAAACAGUCUCUCCGAAAUGUCUUAACACUUCCAUACAAUAGGCUAAUAAAACCAUGGCACUCGGUUUUCUAAGGGGGGAAGGAAGACUACUGUAUAUUUCAAAAUAACAAACGCAUAAUGUCAGAAGAAGAAUUGACCUUAGUAUUCGCAAAAGUAAUUGGUUUAAUUGGUGAGCACGUGAACUGCUUUUCUUUUAAAAUGUGUUAUGCUGGGUAAAGCCAAUUACCAGGCAGCCUUUAUUGAAGUUCACAACCAAAGGUUUGAAAAUAUUUCAAAUUAAAAUUUCAAUAUGUUUAAUUUUGCAAAUUUCACACAAAUCAUCCUAGAUCAUGUGUAAUAAGGUUGUACGAUGAAUAUGCUGUUAUUUCAUUUACAACUAAUGUUUAACAAAGCUAACUGUUUAUAUUAUUAAUAAUAUUGUUUUACAUGUAUUUAUGUUUUAUUUAUUUUAGUAUAGACCCUUAUAUGUUGCAGAUUCAAGGUUAAGUACGUAUUUUCCCUUCGUGUAUACAUCGCUGGUGUCAUUAAAAUUAUCGAGAAUACGUUACACAGGACUGACGGAGCGAAAACAAUAGUCUCCUUAAUUAAUAGCGAAUCCAGGUUGUGAGGUUUAGCCUUUCUGAGUUGUGCUAUUGGAGCGGCCAAUUACAUGUUGUUGUGCUAUUGAGCCGAGAUGGCUAUGGAAAUGAAACAUUUUUCCAAGUAUCUGUGUUGGCAAGGAUCACUAUACUGCACCUGCGGAUUUGCAUUGAGCGAGAGGGAAAGUACUUUCCUUUAUUUAGAAAAACCAAAAACAAAAUAAACUACUCAUCCAUCUAUUAAUAUGUUUGUUUUGAAAAGGACCGGUAUAAAAGGUAAUGAACCGCUUUACAAGACUGAGAUGGUGGGGAAUUGAAACAUUACAAUUGAACCGUAAAUGCAUGCGUUCAUUAAAGCAAUCAAAAUGUAACCCUGCACUGUGCUUUUUGAACUUUAGGACAUCGUAAUUAUAAAGCACUUAAUCUAGCAUUAAAAACACAAAAUGCAUGAUUAAGAAAAACUACAGCAUUCUAAUUUACAACAGGCUGAACUAUUUGCAUUACAACAUCUCUCAUUUCCAUUCACACAAGUUUGCUUACAGCAUUUGUUGCUAUCCUGCACAGCUUUUUAAAAAUAUAUGUGUUAUCCUUAUUUUAUUUGUUGUAAAAUAAAAAUGUAAUUCGUUAAAUAAUAAUUAUUUUUUUGGUUGGUUACAAAUUAUGAGAUGUCCUGUCGCUUUCUUAUUGGAUUAUAAUAUGUAAUUCUCUCUCACUAUUUUAAAGCUGUGCUUUUACAUCCAUAUCUGCAUGCAAUGAUUUCGUUAAACUGAUAAUAUCUGUUCAUCUAUUUAACUCUGUUAAUUCACAAAUCUGUUGAUGUAAACCAAAUUUAUUAGGAAUGUCGUGCUGCUAUAGAAAACACAACCUCGGAUCAUUGGGAUUCCCACUGUGUAUUAAAAUGUCGAGGAUAGAUAGCUGUUUUAUUUAAAGAGCAUUGAUUUCUCUUCAAAACGACUAAUUACAUUACUUACAGUAAAUAGCAGGCCUGCUGUCAGAUUACACCAUGCCAACAAAAAAGCAAAUCACAGUUUAUUUCACUUGAUUAGUAUAAUUUACACAUGCAGUUGUGCCUUAUGGACUGAAUACCAGAGUCUGGAUAGUGUGAGGAACUGCAAGUCCAGACCGCCACGUUUUGUAUUUGUCUAUUAUACAACAAAAGCGGAGCAGUCAGAUUAAAAUUGGAUGCUGACUAAUUUCAUUUUGUUUGUUAACAAGCUCGGGGAGGUAUGUACAUGGGGGCUGUGCAAAAAUCAAAUCUGAUUUAGUGGGUGUUUUACACGCGAGUUUAAGGUGGAUGCGGGGGUGGGGUGUAGUAGGAUCCCUAAAGGUUAGAGGAGAGACGCCUCGCUACCUGAAGUUCCUGCAGAAUGGUUUGAGGUGUAAUCUAUACAGUUGGCAGACGCUACCCCUGAAGGGAUGGCGACAUACUACUUCAAAGACAAAGGAUUUAACUCCGCACACUGCUUUGCAAUAUGACACGUGGUAACGAACACUAAAAGUAGGUAGCAGACUAUCAUAAAUUAUUUGUUAUAAUAAUAAAUUAAUACAAACUAUUUAAUUUAAAGACGUUUGAAAUGCAACAUGGUUUCAAUAGAUUGCACAAAACAGCUGUUCGGUCUACAUACUUAAACUAUAGGCUAAACAAACUACUUAUUAGAACUGUCACACUGUUGUGUUGCAAUAAAGAUGACAAUAAACUUAACACUGAUUGCUUGUCCCUGCAUUAAAAUCAAAACAUGAAUUUGCUUAUUCGUUUUCUCAUUAUUGUAUACUGUGCAUCAUUGCUAUUUAUUUAUAUUUAGUCAUGAUUUCAGUAAUAUUUUCUUUGGACGUGUUAAAAUAUCCAACACAGUCAAGAAGUGAUCUGUUAUAAUAACACAUGAGGGUUCUUAGGGAUCUAUAGCCUCUCUAUUGAUAAGGAAACUGUUAUUAUUUGACAACAACCUGCUUGAGUAGCCGUGAAACUUUCUUGUGAUUUUUUAAAAAAAAUGUUUAUUAGGUUUAUAUUAAACUCAUCGCAGCAAAAUGGAAAACUUUUCGCUGAAUAACUUUUUACUAUAAACGUGAAGCUAAAUAUAUCACAGCAUUUAUUUAGCAAAACAUAUAACAGAAAUAAAUGACAACAUAUAGACUGUGUGUUUUAAACUGCAGCUCUGGGUAAGUAUCUGAAAAGGGGUUCUUGUUCCAAAGAUCCGGGGCGACGUUUGCUUAACUUAUCCUGCGUAAAAUACAAAGGACUAAAAUGAUUUGCAAUAAUUAUCCAAAUAAAAAGCAUCACUACCACGUUGCCUAUCUCUUUACUACUGCUGCCUAUCACCAGGGGGUUGAGAAGAGUAUGACAGGUCUUUGUUGCUGAACAGAAAUCAGUGGCAAUUCAGUGAGGGAGAACUCCUCCUACCCAAUUAUCCAAACUGGGCAGGCUUUUGCUCUCUUCACAAAUAGGACAGAGCUCUGAAAUCCAGGCAGUCCCAACCUGACCUUCAAGCACUUGGAACCCCUAAACGAAAUCAGGGACUGCAAAAAAAUACCGACCCUUACUACUAUUAUUAUUGUUUGUUCCACCACUGUUUAAUUUGGUUGCCUUAUUAUCUGGACUACACUUUUAUGCAAGCUCAUUACCAAGAGUGCUGCGAGGUUUUUUUGUUUGUUUUUUGUUCUUCUUUGCAUUUUUUGUUAAUAGUUUUAAGUUGUACUUGCAAAAGUUAAAGUAAGCAUCUGUGUGUGUCUCUUGCUGUAGAUAUUUUUGGAUGAUCAUCUAAUACUCUUGGGGUGUAUAUGGAAGUUGUGGGGUGUAGGGCAGAAGAAAACACUUGCACAUUCCGUCCAUCAGCCAUGCUUUUCCAUGGAAUCUCCGGGGAUCAUAUCCAAGGAAUCAUGGAGGAGAUGGAAAGGAGAUCUAAAUCGGAAUCUCACCUGGUCAAGGGGGUCCAAAUGAACGUAAGGGAAACGAGUAUGCCGUCUAUGAGUCCGGAGAAGCCUGCCUUGUGCGCUGGUUGUGGCAGUAAAAUCUCUGACAGAUAUUAUUUACUGGCGGUGGAUAAGCAGUGGCACCUUAGGUGUCUCAAGUGCUGUGAAUGUAAACUGGCCCUCGAAUCUGAACUCACCUGUUUCGCAAAGGAUGGCAGCAUUUACUGCAAAGAGGAUUACUACAGGUUCUCUGUGCAGAGAUGUGCCCGCUGCCACCUUGGGAUCUCGGCCUCGGAAAUGGUGAUGCGCGCCCGCGACUCGGUGUACCACUUGAGCUGCUUUACUUGUACCACGUGCAACAAGACGCUGACCACGGGAGACCACUUUGGCAUGAAAGAAAACCUGGUGUACUGCAGGGUCCACUUCGAGACCCUUCUGCAAGGAGAAUACCACCCCCAGUUAAACUACACCGAAUUAGCUGCCAAAGGAGGGGGGAUGGCGCUGCCUUACUUUAACGGCACUGGCACGGUACAGAAAGGGAGGCCAAGGAAGAGAAAGAGUCCGGCAAUGGGAGUAGACAUAGCCAAUUACAAUUCAGGUUGUAAUGAAAAUGAGGCUAAUCACUUGGACAGAGACCAGCAGCCUUACCCUGCCUCCCAGAAGUCCAAGCGCAUGCGCACAUCUUUCAAGCACAACCAGCUCCGCACUAUGAAGUCAUACUUUGCCAUCAACCACAACCCUGAUGCUAAAGACUUAAAACAACUGGCCCAGAAAACUGGGCUAACCAAAAGAGUUCUCCAGGUUUGGUUCCAAAACGCAAGAGCCAAAUUCAGAAGGAACGUUUUGCGACAGGAGAAUGGGGGUGUUGAUAAAGCUGAUGGCACUUCACUACCACCUCCACCCUCGUCAGACAGCGGCGCAUUAACUCCACCCGGCACUGCAACCACUUUAACAGACCUGACCAAUCCCACAAUCACCGUAGUGACUUCAGUGACCUCUAGUCUGGACAGCCACGAAUCCGGGAGUCCCUCACAAACUACCUUAACAAACCUUUUCUAACAGUUUACAAGACAUUUUAAAUGACCAGACAGAUCAUGGGAGAACAAACAAACAAACAAACAAACAGAAAUCUUGAUGUGUAGCAUUUGCAACCACUUGGCAGCUGAGUUUUUAGCUAAUAUGUUCAAAACUUUUUAUUUUGCAUUGAGGAAGUUCAGCAUUAUAGACAGUUGUUUAAAGUGAUCAUGAGUUUAUUUAUUCCAAUUUUAAAAAUCAUGUUGCAGCUCAAAAAUAAAUGUUUUACUUAUUGUUUUAAUUUUUUUAUGAACACAAAUAAUUGACAGAUAUGAAUAUAUGAUUUUUUCAUACCCAACAUUAAAUCCCAUCACUAUGUGCUAGAUUUGUUAUAACUUAAUAAUUUCCAUUAUGGAAAUAAGUAAAAUAUUUAUUUGUGAAAUGUUUAGUAAACUUUCUAAAAUAACUUAAGGAGAGAUUUGUUCUUUCUUUUUUCCCUUAUAUUGAGUUUCAUUGGAUUGUAAGAAACCAUCUGCCUAUCAGCAACAUAUAACCUUUAAAACUAUUGUAUGGAUUUGUUUUUAAAUACUGCCUACAUAUUUAUGUAAAAUAAUAACAUGUUGUAAAAGGUAGCAAUAGAUAAUUGUGAAGUACAAGGUUGUACACAGUAUUUUCAGUUAAUCGAUAUGCAGCAAAUAACAAGUCCUAAAAAUCUCAAAUGACAAUGUUCCUGAACUCAAAAGCCAGGUGGAUGCUGACCUCAAUCUAUGUUUUGUUUUGUCAUACUCCAGUUUACUGUAGCGGGAAGCUAACAGGACUAUUGAGAUCUGUACAGUGGUAAUUGUUCAUCUGGUAAUCUUGAUACAUUGUAUGAGAUGUGUCAAAUUCCAAUACUGACAAAAUUUGACUCAAUUACUUAUUGUUUUAAACUAAAACCAGACAAAGGGGAGUGGUAUUAUUAGCUAAUUGUUCUAAUAAAAAAGCACUUUUACCAAUGCAGGCCUCAGUGCCUAAAUACAAUGGUAAUGUGGUACACUCUUAUUACAGAUUACCAGUACAUAUUGUCUUAAGUGUAAUUAAACGUUGACAAUACACUGCCCAAUAGAAAAUGCAUUAUUAGAUAUGUUGCUCAGGGUGUUAGAAACUUACUGCUGUAAGAAAAAGAAAAAAAAAGAGAAAAAAGCAGGAUCUAGAGCUGAAAAGGUACUAAGAAACUAUUUUCAAAAAAUAAUGUCAUUCACAUCCUCAAAAAAAAACAUUUUCAUUUCAUUACGGACAUUUGCCACUGAACAGACCAAAAACAUGUUUCUUCUGGCUGAAAGCUAAGGAAAACUAUUGCUUGUAUUAAGAACGUUUUAUUGAAAGUGUCAAAAAGUUUUUUUUUGACAGAACAAAAAUGGUACUAUAGAUCUACUUGCAGUAGAUGCCUAACUCAGUUCUACUAUGUGCCUUAUGCUAUAACUUGGGAGAAAGUUUGUGAAAAUCAGGAUAUGUAUGUUGUUUGUUUACUGAUUCACAUCCUUCUGACGCCUCGCUAGUUUUGUACUGUUUUAAUUCUUAUUUUCUGAAGAUCUUUUUAUGGUAAAUCCUGUCGAAAGGGGUCAGAGAUGUCAUAGAAAGCAGCUGUGCACUCUUUCAGAUAUAGUUGGUAAAUCCAUGAAUCUUAUAUAUUGAUCUUCGUGUUUAUAGUACAGUAAGUGGUCUAACAAAAUUGUCCAUGUCUCUUUGUUCCUUGAUAAAGAUGGUGUAUAGAAGCUAUUUCCCCUUAAAUAUUUAUGGACCAAACAGUUGUGAUAUAUCUUAUUAAAUUUGUGUGAAUAAAGUACUUCGUUUUUAAUGAGUUUUAUUUUUUAUUAUAUUUUAAAUCAAAAAAGUGUUGUGUUUAUUCAAGAAUGUGUGGUACUUUAUACACUUUCUUUUUUCAGUGACAUCAUCUGAUUGACUAUCAUUUAGUAUCCGAAUGCUCAAUGCAAAUUGUUUACUACAAUUCAUUUUUAUUGCUUUCUUAUUUUUUGCAACGUAAUGCCCCACUGAUUUGCAAAUGAAACCCUAUAGAAAAUCAAUACCAAACAGAUAACUAUAGGUAGUUGUUAAUGCAUGAAAAUGUCUACAGUUAAUAACUUAAACUCAACAAAUGCUGGCAGGCAUAUAUUUUAUAACAAAUAAAACUAAGCAGUAAAAUAAAUGCAGACCCCUAAAACCCAGGUUGCUCUGUAGUUUAAUAAAUUGUUACUAUGAUUUC